AUGCCGAGUCUCGCCCCAGAUACAGUGCCUCCGGACACCGACACGGCGGCGCUGGCCAGCUUCAAGGCCCUCUGCGCGGAACGAGGGCUGCUGGACCGGCCUCAGGGGCUACAAGCGGGGGAUGUCGAGGACGGUCUAACCGACGACCUGACCUUACUCCGCUUCCUGCAAGCCCGCAAGAACGACCCCACCACCGCCCUGCAACAAUACGAAUCCGCCUCGCGGUUCCACACCGACAAAACCAUCGUCGAAGUCUACGACACCAUCUCAAUCGACGACUACGAAGCCACACGCAAACUC
Molecule: messenger RNA, 300 nt
Organism: Aspergillus brunneoviolaceus CBS 621.78
Lineage: Eukaryota; Fungi; Ascomycota; Eurotiomycetes; Eurotiales; Aspergillaceae
Exons: 2
Source: RefSeq, a predicted model, not a curated record